CGCAGGGGCCCGCAACAAGUGGGUCCAUUUUCCAAAGACAGCCGAGGAAAAGGCAGCCGUGAAGGAGGGUUUCCUUCGGCGCGGCGUUAUCCCCGGCGUCAUCGGAUGCGUAGACGGCAGCCUCAUAGCCAUUAUCGCACCCAAGGGUGAGCGCAAGGCUGUGUUCAUGUGCCGCAAGGGAUACUACGCCCUCAACUGCAUGUUCAUCUGCGACGCGGACAUGAAAAUCUUGGCCUUGGACCCUAUGCGACCGGGGUCGGACCACGACGCUUUUGUCUGGCGGACGACAUGGUUGCGCCGGCGGUUCCAAGCGGGGCGCAUCGUGAAUGCCGGGGAAUACCUCCUCGGUGACAGUGGCUACCCCUUGGAGCCGUGGCUCCUGACCCCGGUUCCUGGCCAUCCUCCAGUGCACACAGCCGAGGGGCAGUACAACACAGCACAUGCCGCCAUGCGUUCCGUAGUGGAGAGGUGCAUUGGGCUCUUAAAGAGCCGUUUCCGCUGUCUUCAGCGAUAUCGCACCCUCCUCUACGAGCCGGAACGUGCAGCCAACAUUGUCGCGGCAUGUGCUGUGUUGCACAACCUUCGCCUUUCUGAAGGCGACGAGUCAGGCGAUGACAGUGAUGACGACAGCAGCAGCAGCAGUAGUAGUAGUGAGCUUGACAAUAACGGCGACCCCAUGCCACACAGUCUGCCCCGUAACACGGGCUCUAGAAUGCACUACUUGAGAGGGCGGGCUGUUCGCGACAAUGUCAUUGGCAUGUUUGGGACAACCCGUGCGCAGCACAUGCGUUAUUUGAGGAGCGUGCGGCGGCAGCUGCGACGUCAACAGCAGCGUCAGCAUCGUUAGGUGCAUGCACACAGUUUUAAGUAAUUGCAUUGUGCAUUUCAUGCUGUGAAAUUGCAGAUACAUUUCCCGUGCUAAGUUGUAGUUGAUGUCUGCGUAAUGCAAAGCAUUCAUGAUUUGUUGAGAAAUGUAAAAGUUAAAAAAAUUAAAUUAUGGGGUUUUACGUGCCAAAACCACUUUCCGAUUAUGAGGCACGCCGUAGUGGAGGGCUCCGGAAAUUUCGACCACCUGGGGUUCUUUGACGUGCACCUAAAUCUAAGUACACGGGUGUUUUCGCAUUUCGACACGGGUGUUUUCGCAAUGCAGCCGCCGUGGCCGGGAUUCGAUCCCUCGUGCUCAGCAGCCUAACACCAUAGCCACUGAGCAACCACGGUGGGUACAUAAAAGUUGUGUAGUGAAGGGUUAUGUAAAGCCUGCACUUAUAGUAAGUAAAACAGUAUCGUUAGAGGUGACAUAUGAGAUUGAAAGCAAGCUAAAAAUAAGUGCAUAUUCAAAGUGUCUGCCACAAUUUGCUUGCUGCUGCUGUCGUCAUCUAGAUGCAUGUAGCCUGAUUCUUACUCGUAUCCCCUUACGCAUUGAUGGACAUAAGCGCCUGUCUCCUCACUUUCUACUAGCACAGAGAAGCUCACAGAAGCCAAGAUGUACAGUGCACGUCACACCUUCCGCUCCAUGGAACGUGCUGUUGCACGCGCAGCUUCUAGGUCCUCCACCAUUUUGUCUCGCAACAACGGCAAAGUUCCUUUCGAGUGACGAAAAUGCCGUCCAACUGGUCAUCCGACAUGUCAAACGCUGUGGCUCCCGCGAAGUGUGUGCACGCACGAGCAGUUGAUAGAUUUUAACAAAGUGACCUCACUUGUAUAUAGCAGAACUCAGCAAUGUUAAUCAGUAAUAUUUGUACAGUGCAAGCUAGCACUAGAAAUGUGGUUGCGAUGUGUAAAUAAAAGCACUAGAGGAAAA
Dermacentor andersoni is the source of this 1801-nucleotide messenger RNA. NCBI's taxonomy places the organism in Eukaryota, Metazoa, Arthropoda, Arachnida, Ixodida, Ixodidae. The record is from RefSeq and is a predicted model, not a curated record.